AUGGCCACCAGGAUUGACUUGCCUGACACCCUUGCCAACUGGAGAUGGCCCCGCCGUCUCAAUCCUCACUACCCUGCAGUCAAGAAAGAGGCUGCAGAAUGGGUAGCGAGCUUUGGCGCCUUCACUCCGAAGGCUCAACAUGCUUUCGAUCUCUGCGACUUCAAUCAUCUACGCACCGGCUGCGACCUCAUGAACUUGUACCUGGUUUUUGACGAAUACUCGGACGUCGAGGACGCUGCCGGAGUCCAGAGGCAAGCUGAUAGCAUCAUGGACGCCCUGAGAAACCCCCACAAGCCCCGCCCCGCUGGUGAAUGGGUGGGUGGUGAGAUCUUCAGACAGUUUUGGGAGCGCGCGAUCAAGACUGCGAGCCCUCAGUCCCAGAAGCGCUUCAUCAAUGCGUUUGGCUUCUACACCCAAGCGAUGGUUCAGCAGGCCGCAGAUAGGUCACACUCAUACAUUCGCGACAUCGAUAGCUACCUGGAAGUGCGGCGCGAAACGGUGGCCGCUAAGCCCGCAUUCGCGCUGCUCGAACUUGGCAUGGACUUGCCGGACGAGAUCAUUAGCCAUCCAAUCAUCCAAGACCUGUCCAUUUGGGCCAUAGACAUGCUAUCUUUGUCGAAUGACAUCGUGUCGUACAAUCUCGAGCAAGCGCGCGGAGAUGACGAGCAUAACAUCGUCACGAUUGUGAUGAAUCAGCUCAAGACCGACGUUGUAGGAGCGAUGCAAUGGGUGAAAGACUACCACGAGGAACUAGAGCGCAAGUUCAACGAGAACUUCGUCAAAGUUCCGCAGUGGGGAGAGCCAAUCGACUCGCAGGUUGCUCGAUACCUGGACGGGGUAGGGAAUUGGGUGCGGGGACACGACCAGUGGGGUUACGAGAGCGAGAGAUAUUUCGGCACCAAGGGGCUGGAGAUCAUAAAGACGCGGUGUGUCACAUUAAUGCCCAAGAUCCAUGCUGAGAGCAUGGGCCCUCAGAUCGUCGAUGUGUCAAUGUUGUAG
This is a messenger RNA of Heterobasidion irregulare TC 32-1, 999 nucleotides long. RefSeq lists its product as uncharacterized. The record is from RefSeq and is a predicted model, not a curated record. The transcript is spliced from 4 exons. The coding region runs from base 1 to 999 and encodes 332 amino acids. Lineage: Eukaryota; Fungi; Basidiomycota; Agaricomycetes; Russulales; Bondarzewiaceae.